AUGUGGUUUUCGUAUUGGGCAAUCCAGGAAAGACGACGUACAAGACUUUUCAAAAAAAAUGGAGGUAUUCUAUUGAAGCAACAAAUACGUAGGCAUCAAGAGAGGUCAAAGAAAGGGGUCCCUGAAGUAAAAGAGGAGUCAAAGACAGGAAUUAAAGAAGAAAAUUCAGCAGAAAAAGGGGAGAGAAAAGGUUUAUCACAAAAAGAGAUGAAAGAAGAAAAUUUCAAGUUUUUCACCAUAAAAGAGCUAAAGAAUGCAACCAAUAAUUUCCGUCAACCACCACUGAGAGAAGGAGAGUUUGGUAAAGUUUAUGAGGGAAAUUUACAGGGUGGAAAACAAGUUAUUGUGAUUCAGAGACCCAAAAACAUGGACGAACGUCAGAUUAUACAGUUUGUAAAUGAGGUUGACAUUCUCUCUCACAGCAAUCACGAACACGUGGUAAAGCUCUUGGGUUGUUGCCUAGAUAAUAAAGACCCAUUGUUAGUUUAUGAGUCUUUCUCCAUCUCGCUCUUCGACCGUAUCCAUCACAAGCUGAAUGAUGCAGCAGAACAACCUCUUUCAUGGAUAGAUCGUCUAAGAAUUGCGACAGAGACGGCCAAUGCAUUAGAUUAUUUACACUCUUCUUUUUCAUUGCCUAUCUUUCAUAGGAAUCUCAAGUCUUCCACUAUACUUCUAGAUAAUAAUAAGAAGGUUAAAGUAUCUGAUUAUGGAGCUUUAGGAUUUGGUCGUGAGAAAAAGGAUGAAUCUGAAAAAAAGAUUCAAGGAAAUCAUGCUUACUUUGACCCAGAAUGUGAUAAGUAUUCAGAUUGUCAUUUAACUGAUAAAAGUGAUGUUUAUAGCUUUGGAGUUGUUUUAGCAGAGCUUUUGACCGGAAAAAAACCAAUUUUAUCAGAAGAACCUGGUAAAAUGGAAACCCUGGCAGAAUAUUUUGUACGUGAAGUGACAAAUGAGAAUCUUUGUCCUGAUGAGCGAAUAAAAAAUGAUGCAGAGAAAGAUCAUUUCUUGAUAGUUGUUGAGCUUACCAAAAAUUGCCUACAGGAUAAAGGGGAAGCUAGGCCAACAAUGAAGGAAGUUGUGAACACGCUUGGUUCUUUGCUAUCAUUGUUACAACCUAAGCAGGAGCAGCAGCAGACUGAACAUCGUGACGUCAGUGGACCAUCGACAAGUUCUAUUCUGGAUGCAACGGCGGAUGAAAUAGAGGCUGAUCAUUGA
Molecule: messenger RNA, 1212 nt
Organism: Telopea speciosissima
Lineage: Eukaryota; Viridiplantae; Streptophyta; Magnoliopsida; Proteales; Proteaceae
Product: wall-associated receptor kinase-like 1
Exons: 1
Coding region: 1-1212 (403 amino acids)
Biological process (GO): cell surface receptor signaling pathway; protein phosphorylation
Cellular component (GO): plasma membrane
Molecular function (GO): ATP binding; protein serine/threonine kinase activity
Source: RefSeq, a predicted model, not a curated record